This is a messenger RNA of Mastomys coucha (southern multimammate mouse), 594 nucleotides long. Its product is annotated as probasin-like. The transcript is spliced from 6 exons. Bases 38 to 571 code for a protein of 177 amino acids. Lineage: Eukaryota; Metazoa; Chordata; Mammalia; Rodentia; Muridae. The record is from RefSeq and is a predicted model, not a curated record.
GUUCAGAUACCAACAGAGCAGACACAAUCGCUUACACAUGAUGAGGGCCAUCAUCCUCCUGCUCACACUGCAUGUGCUAGGCGUCUCCAGUGUGAUGAUGAAUAAGAGUCUCAAAAAACAGAUUGAUGGGAAUUGGCGAACAAUUUACUUAGCUGCUAGUAACAUGGAGAAAAUAAAGGAAGGAUCACCAUUGAGGACCUACUUCCGUCAAAUUUUGUGUGACAGCAGAUGCAACAGAAUCAACCUCUAUUUUUUUAUUAAGUUAGGGGCUAAGUGCCAACAGUAUAAAAUCAUAGGAAGGAAACAACGAGAAGUUUACUAUGCAGAGUAUGAAGGGAGCACAGCAUUCAUGUUAAAGAUGGUGAAUGAGAAGAUAUUGCUGUUUCAUUAUUUUAACAAGAACAUGAGAAAUGAUGUCACAAGAGUGGCUGGAGUUUUAGCAAAAGGCAAACAACUGACUAAGGCUGAGAUGACAGAGUACAUGAACUUCGUGGAAGAAAUGGGCAUUGAGGAUGAGAAUGUACAGCGUGUCAUGGACACAGACAACUGUCCAGACAAGAUCAGUUCUUAGUGACUCAACAAGAUCAGGAUUAG